UAGAAAAAGGUCAAAACACAAGUAUUCACGAACAGAGAGAGCGAGGAACGAAUGGAGAAAUAUGGAGAACUGAAAAAGGCUGUAGAGAGAGUGGAGAUCGUGGACGCCCACGCGCACAAUAUCGUUGAUCUCGAUUCCAGUUUUCCCUUUCUCAGGUGCUUCUCCGAAGCCGAGGGUGACGCCCUAUCCUUCGCACCCCACACUCUCUCCUUCAAGAGAAGUUUGAGGGAUCUUUCUAGAUUGUACGGCUGUGAGGCAACCUUGAAUGGGGUUGAAAGUCACCGCAGAUCAUCUGGGUUGCUUUCAAUUGGCUCAAAAUGCUUUCGUGCCUCCAAGAUAUCUGCAGUCUUUAUUGAUGAUGGAAUUGAGUUUGACAAGAUGUAUGACAUUGAGUGGCACAGGUGUUUCGGACCAGCUGUGGCUAGAAUAUUAAGGAUUGAACAUUUGGCUGAGAAGAUUCUCGAUCAAGAGAUACCCAGUGGGUCACAAUGGACACUGGAUAUGUUCACUGAAAUCUUCACGACAAAGUUGAAAUCAUUUGCUGAUAAAAUUGUGGCAUUGAAGAGCAUUGCUGCGUACCGAAGCGGUCUAGCAAUUGAUACACAUGUUAGUAAGGAGGAUGCAGAGGAAGGUCUUCUUCAAGACUUAAGAGCCAAGAAGCCUGUUCGUAUCCAGAAUAAGGGUUUAAUUGAUUAUAUCUUUACCUGUAGUUUGGAAGUCGCAUUAUGCUGUGACUUACCUAUGCAGAUACACACAGGCUUUGGAGAUAAGGACUUGGAUUUGAGGCUUUCUAAUCCCCUUCAUCUACGCACCCUUCUCGAGGACAAUCGAUUUUCUAAGUGCCAGAUUGUGAUCCUACAUGCAUCCUAUCCAUUUUCGAAGGAGGCAUCAUAUCUAGCCUCUGUUUACUCACAGGUCUACCUUGACUUUGGGUUGGCAGUGCCAAAGCUUAGUGUUCAUGGAAUGAUUUCUGCAGUCAAAGAACUUCUAGAGCUUGCUCCAAUAAAAAAGGUGAUGUUCAGCUCUGAUGGCUAUGCAUUUCCUGAAACUUUCUACUUAGGUGCAAAGAGAGCACGUGAAAUUGUCCUAUCUGUUCUAUGUGAUGCAUGUGAUGAUGAUGACCUUACAAUUCCUGAAGCUGUGGAGGCAAUAGAAGAUAUCUUUAAAGAAAAUGCACAUCGUCUUUAUAAGAUGAACCGCGUUGUUGGUUCUGAUACAAAAGAAUCUCUAUCUUGCAACAUGGAAUUGAUACUGAAAAGCACUACUCCACCAAAUGAUGUUGUCUUUGUUCGCAUCCUUUGGGUUGAUGCUUCUGGGCAACACCGAUGUCGGGUAGUUCCAGCUAAGCGCUUCUAUGAAGUUGUAAAGAAUAACGGUGUAGGAUUGACUUUUGCAUCAAUGGGAAUGAGUUCAACUUGUGAUGGGCCAGCAGAAGGGACUAAUCUUACUGCCGUGGGUGAGAUUAGGCUAAAACCUGAUUUGUCAACCAAGUGGAGGCUUCCAUGGGCAUGCCGAGAGGAAAUGGUUUUGGCUGACAUGCAGCUAAAGCCUGGUGAAGCUUGGGAAUAUUGUCCAAGAGAAGCCCUGAGAAGGAUUUCAAAAUUCUUGAAGGAUGAAUUUAAUUUGGAAAUGAAAGCAGGCUUUGAAAAUGAAUUUUAUCUUUUAAAGAAUGUAUUAAGAGAUGGGAGAGAUGAGUGGAUUCCAUUUGACUCAACCCCCUACUGCUCUACUUCAGGAUUUGAUGCUGCGUCUUCAAUUCUACAGGAAGUAAAUGCUGCUCUAGAAUCAAUGGAUAUUUCUGUAGACCAGCUACAUGCAGAAUCGGGGAAAGGCCAAUAUGAAAUAGCACUUGGGUAUACAGUUUGUACUCGUGCUGCUGAUAACUUGAUUUUUGCCCGUGAGGUUAUUAGGUCUGUUGCUAGAAAGCAUGGCUUAUUGGCAACUUUCGUGCCCAAGUACUCUUUGGAUGAUAUUGGCUCUGGAUCUCAUGUGCAUUUAAGUUUAUGGGAGAAUGGAAAGAAUGUUUUUAUGGCAUCCGAUGGACUGGAUACUCAAUAUGGCAUGUCAACAAUUGGAGAGGAGUUCAUGGCAGGAGUUCUAUGUCACCUUUCUUCAAUCAUGGCAUUUACAGCUCCACUUCCAAAUAGUUAUGAUCGGAUUCAACCAAAUACAUGGAGUGGAGCCUUCCUUUGUUGGGGAAGAGAAAACAGAGAAGCUCCUUUGCGGACCGCAUGCCCGCCUGGGAUAUCUGCUGAACUCGUGAGCAACUUUGAAAUUAAAUCUUUUGAUGGUUGUGCAAAUCCACACCUAGGUCUGGCUUCAAUCAUGGCUGCUGGGAUCGAUGGCCUCCGGAGAAAGCUAAUGUUGCCUGAACCUGUCGAAACAAAUCCUUCUAGUCAUGGUGCACCGCUUCAAAGGUUGCCAAAAGAACUCCAUGAAUCUGUAGAAGCUCUUGAUAAUGACAAGUUUAUGAAAGAUCUUAUUGGUCAAAAGCUUGUGACAGCUAUAAUAGGUGUUCGUAAGGCAGAGAUUGACUACUAUUCAAAGAAUAAGGAUGGAUACAAGCAACUUAUACAUCAAUAUUAAUGAGCUGAGAGAGUUUCAAAUAAUCGGUUGGUCAGAACAGAUCCCUCAUUGGGCAGUUCUUGUGAUUCUUAGUUUACAGGGAAAAUGGCACUUUCAAUUUCCUUUCCAUCUUGUAGGUCAUCUAAUUAUUAAUAUCAACUAUGUAUUUGGAACAUUAAAUUAAAAAAAUAAUACAGACUUUGUUGUGGGAA
Messenger RNA from Magnolia sinica, 2777 nucleotides. RefSeq names its product protein fluG. The coding region runs from base 52 to 2586 and encodes 844 amino acids. The record is from RefSeq and is a predicted model, not a curated record. The transcript is spliced from 18 exons. Gene Ontology annotation, molecular function: glutamine synthetase activity; hydrolase activity. NCBI's taxonomy places the organism in Eukaryota, Viridiplantae, Streptophyta, Magnoliopsida, Magnoliales, Magnoliaceae.